AUGCCGGCAAUACUGCGCUGGGUGCCCGACCUGGCCUUGACGCCGACGGUACGGUGGAGGAUACGAAGUCUCACCAAGUUCAUUAUGGGCCUUACGGUCUUUUACGGCUUUAUGAUUUUAUUACAGCCUCGAUUUUUACCGCCGCAGUUGUGGGUCGGCGACACAGCGUGGCGUUUCGUCCCCGUUCAUCCGCACCCCAUCACGAAGCUGAUUGAGGAUGCCCAGUCCGAAUGGCAGCGGAUCUUGGACAGCGGCGUCAAAAGCACUCCCGAGGCCGCACGCGAGUACCGCAGGCGCCGCGGCCGCGACCCGCCGCCCGGUUUUGACGCCUGGGCGUCGUCGGCCUUGCGGUCAAAUUCGGUGAUUGUGGAGCGAUUUUUCGACCGCAUCUACAAGGAUCUCGCGCCAUUUGGGGCGCUGCAGCCCAGUGAAAUGCGCUUCAUGACGUAUUCGCAGCCAAACGUGAUCCGGAUCCGCGACGGCCGGGUGGACUUUUAUGCCGACUACACGGGCAAUACCGGUUGGCUCAGGACAUGGGCCAGUUUUGUGGAGGAAUUUGCUGUGCAUUUGCCGGACAUGGACAUCCCCGUCAAUGUCAUGACCACCCCGCGGCUGGCCGUCGACCGCCAGACAAUCAACGAGACGUCUUUUUUCAAAGAUUCGAUGCCCGGCGGUCGCCGUGCGCUCGACGACGUCAUCGUCACCUACUCAGGCUUAAAGGACAGUCCCUCCGUCCACCCUGGCAAAAUCAAGCUCAAUUAUACCCAUGACUGGGAGACAUCUGGCCUCAGCGGCGAUCCAAAGGCGUACUGGCUACAGUACCGCAGAACCUGUCCUCUAGGCAGCGCUGCCCGUGAUUUGGGAUUGAGCUUAGAGCCAAGCAUCCGUGAGGUCUUCCCCGGCAAACUCAACCCCAAUUAUACGACCAGUGGAUACAUAACCAACGUGACCGCAGCGCGUGAUCCGUGCCAUCAGCCGUACAUACGGGCCAUGUACGGACUCUUUGUUGAGUGCGAGCAUGUCUCGACGAGCAGCUCCCUGAUGCCCAUCUUUUCGGGCAGCAAGCUUCCGGGGAACAACGACAUCCUGCUGCCAAGUACUGUUUACCUGGACAAGAAGAAAACGCCUCUCGUCUUUGACGAAGCGAAUACACCCGCUUGGAGCGCCAAGAUGGACCGCCUGUACUGGCGGGGCCAGGCAACCGGCGGCGUGGCUCGAGCGCACAGCUGGUGGCGGUUUCAGCGGCACCGGUUUGUGCAGAUGACCGACGGCGUCCGGGCACGCGAAUUCUACAACGACGGCAAGAUGAAUGCGCCGAGUUUUAACUUGCCGGACGUCGACGAUUACAAGUGCAUGUACCCGGAAGCCUUUCAGCACCAUGACAUCUAG
Molecule: messenger RNA, 1389 nt
Organism: Sporothrix brasiliensis 5110
Lineage: Eukaryota; Fungi; Ascomycota; Sordariomycetes; Ophiostomatales; Ophiostomataceae
Exons: 1
Coding region: 1-1389 (462 amino acids)
Source: RefSeq, a predicted model, not a curated record